AUGCAUCGUCUGAAAGGGUCGGUUUGAAAAAGUUACUAAGUUUUAUUCCCCAAUUAUAGAUAAGCAUCCCGUCCAAGAAACCGGAAAGACGGUCUUCGUGGGGCCCUCUUCUCACGUUAUCCCGGUCACCGGGCCAUCAUGAAUCAGCACACCAAGCAUCAAACAUCCUAGUAACAGUUGCAGAGCACCCAAUUACACCCAACAUGCAAAGGAGAGCUUCCUCGCCUCAUUUCUCUAAUAUCGAUCAUGCCAACAGAGCACGUCGAGAUAUUCCUACCACUAAUGACCUAGUUCCUCGUAAAGAAUCGUUUUCAUCAAGUGAGGUUAUCCAAGAAUCCCAAGCCACUCCAAAAAUGGAAAUUGAUGAGCCCCCGGGGGCUUUCCCUGUCUCCAAGGGACAAGCUUUCGAAGAUCCUUUUACCUCCACUCCGAUUGCCGAGAAGGAAACAUUUCAGUCUCAAGAUAUCCCGAAUUCUCAAAUUAUUCAACCAUCUGUAUCUGAGCACCAUGAUAAUCCUUUAGGGCAGUUGUCCCCUAGGGAAAGCGACCUUGCAACAAGCCCUAGAUCCAGUGGGGACACUCGCUUUUAUUCUGUUCCUGAGGGUUCACCUGAUUUAAAUGAAUGGGUAGUGGUAUCUCCUGCACACGAUACUAGUUACUUUGCACCAUUACAAGAAUCCAAUGAAUCGCACGUCGAUGAUUUGUCGAGGCAAUCCACGGCAAGAGCAGAAAACGUUGAGGAGAGGUCGAUGGUAUCUUUACAACCGGACCAUGAUAAUCUAGAUUCGUUGGGUGAACCGAACCCCAACCACCCUUUUACUGGGUCUUUAGAUCCAGAGGUCACCGCCUUACCAUCAAAUACCGCAGCAUCGGAAUUAAUUCCAGAGGAUACAACAGCAACUGUAUCUCCAGAGCUCGGAAAUAGUGAUUCCGUAAGAUCAAUAGCGCUGAUGGGAUCUCAUCAGGACGCUGUUUCUCCAGAAUCUGACCUCAAUGAUACACCAUUAUCUGGCCAGCCCAACGCCCCAAGUGUUAACAUAACUAGCAUGAGCAUUCUUAAUAGGCCUCGUGGUAAUACUAUUGAAGAUCCUUUAGCCUCUUCGUCCAGAAGCCCAGUUCAUUACACUUUGUCUUCAAAUGUCGGCUAUGCCUCUUCUCAACCGGCUGUUUUGAAAACUCCACGAGAACGCCAGCAGGAACAAAGUAAUUCAUCGUUUCUGCCGCCUAUCCGUCGCACUUCUACUUUUGGAAUUGGAUUUGGGUCUCGUCAGAAGCAGCGUAGAUUUCCAAUCGACGAUGAUGAUGAGCACAUCACUGGCAAUGAGCAACCGCAACAGCAGACUGGAAUCGAAUAUGCAACUUCUCCUGGUUCUGUUACUCCCCGUGAAUAUGGCAUUGAUACCCCACUGCAGCAACAAGAUGCUAGCAUUAUGCAACAGGCGUAUGUUGCUCACUCGUCUCCAACAAAACCGCGGGUUGUUCGAGUUGGCUCUUCCGACUACAGUCAACAUAAAGCUCCACAGCAGCCCAAUAGUCAACAGUUCGCCGCCCAUCGGCCGUACGACGUCCAACCUAGGCCUACGAAUAAUUCCAGGCAUUCUCAGGACUCCCGGAGAGCAAACGGGAACUCUGUUGAUAUGACUCAAGCCCAAAGAAACGCCCCAUGGGCUGGAUCGAAUCUCCAAAACAGGCCUUUUGAACAGCCCCCAUCGUCUGCUCAAAGAUACCCCGGUCUAUUCCGUUCGGACACAGGAUCUGAAAUGCCUGAUCGGGAACAUGAUUUACCAGCUCAUUAUUACCAGCAACCAAUUGCCCGCGAGGAGGCAUUCCUUCCUAGACAGCAGAUUAGCGAGUAUGAGAUUCCUGGAGUUGGACCACCAACUGAUCUUCCCCAAACUGGAUCCAGCCGUAACUCGGGAAGAUUCUUCAGAGAAUUAAGCGGGAGACUUUCUCGAGGUACAUCCAGAGAACGGAAUGGUUCAAAUUCCAGAGGUGGUAGCGUUUCGUCCCCUCAACGUCCAAUUGAAAGUAAUGGCAAUGGCAAUGUCGAGUCAAGUAUGAUAUUAGAAGAGGGUAAAGGGCAGAGUAGCAGAAGGGCGAAUUUGUUUGGGAAUCUCGAACGUGCUUCGACCGUUGCAUUGGGCAAUUUACAAAGCCGGGAGAGCGUCUCAGCUCAUCAUUCAGGUUUGCGCACUGAUUUGCUCUCCUCGGGACAAGAAUCUCCUAUACAGGAUCAGAAGAAGCGGUCGUUCUUCGGUAGCUCUUCCACUAGCCAAACAAAGCUUAAAACCUCCAAAUUAUCCAGAUCAUCUACAUCCGGAAUGCUUGAUGGGCCUGGAAAGAAGAGGCGUUUUUCUGGGCUCACUGGAUUCUUUGGUAAAGCUGAGAAUUCAGCACCAAGAAGCUCUAUGCCACCACCCACACGAUCACCGGGAUCUAGGCAGUUUGGUUACAAUGAAAGACCGGUCGACCAGCCAUCUCAAUCAUCUCGCUUCAUCUCGAAUGAUGGUCUGCAGAAUUGGACAGCACGCAAGCAAGGAUCGCCACCCAAUCAAGAAACACCAGUUAGAGGCAGAAGAGGACCAAGUCGAUCAGGCGGGCUGCUUUCGAAGCUAACUUCCAACUCAUCUAGUGGAAUGCAAGAGUCGCAAAUCUCGGACGGGUCCCAAAAAGAAAACAAGAGUAGGGGUCGUCGGCCGUCUACGUCCGGCUUGCUUAACGGGAUUAUUGGAAGAAAGGCCCAGCCAUAUGAAAGAGAUGGAGAGGAAUCCCGUUCGCAGGGUAGCCAGCCUCGGACUGCUGCACUACCGCUUGCACAAACAUACACGGACAUGGAAGAGCAACAACCUUUGGAGCAAAUUCGGCAGUAUCAUCAAUCUCGACCCCAUACAACCGAGCAGUCAUACCAAGCAAGAGGUCGAGAUCGUCAUGUUAUAAGAGAGCCGCAGUAUGACAGUGUUCCCAUUCCUGGGGGUUACUCUCUUGUAAGACCACAGGGUGCUAUGGUUGUUCCAACAUCUUAUGAUCCAAAAGGAUUAAGGAGUUCUCUGCGGUCUGAUACUGGAUUUCGAUCACAAUCAUCGAGCCCACCACAACAAUUUCCCCCUCAGCAAUCGUAUUCCUCCCCGGACAAUAGCAAAGAUGACUACAACGAGUACCCCCAGCACUCUCAGGACAAGCAGCAUGGAAAUGCGAUAUAUGACGCCAGAUCGUCUCAAUCAAAUAGGUCUUUGAGGCAGCGUAGAACGUCAGAAGUCAAUCUCGGCUCACAAUAUCAUCAACAAGAACCGCGGUUUGAGCAAGUGCCAUCUCAGCAAGAGCACAAAUUGAAGGUGAAUGAUCAAUCACAACCUCUUCGUUCGCUAGCACCACUGGAGACGUCUCAAACUCAUUCUCCACGCUACCUCAGUUCUGAAGAGGAGCUAGCAUGCUCGCCUGCCAAAACGCCUGAAGAUCAACAAAGGCCAUACCAGAUUUCCCUCCCUGGAAGUUCCGAUACAGAACAUCGACCAGCUCCAAUUGAGAAAGAUCAUAUUUAUGAUUCACACAAUACAAAGCCAUCACGUAACUCAAUUCAACGACUCCAGCAUGGACAGCCUGUGCUUCAACACCCAGCAUCACCAGCUGAAUACCCUAUCCCAGAUUCAGCAUUGUCUCCUGUGAAUCCUCAAGCCAGGGAUUUUCCACCUCCACCACCACCAACUGGAUGGGAAUCUCAAUCUUCUUACCUUAACCCUCGGUACCAGCCACCAAACUCACCACUCUCUUCACACCAUAAUGCCAAUUUAAGUGUUGAUCUUGAACGUUCCAAUACUCGUCGUACCGCUGUAAGUGCUGUAUCACAGGUAUCGCAUAUGUCUGGGAACGAUGAACCCCCUAGAGGCCGUUCGAGUAUUUCAGCUGCAGACGAGAAAGAUUUGGGUGGGAAUGUCUCCGCAGAGUCAAGUCGCGGGCCAUCUAGUCGUGACAGCCCUGUUAUGUCACCAGAAGGGUUCGUGAGUUCUGUUUCAGCAGCCCCUGAUAACAGCAGAGGUCGAUCGGGCGAACGAGGUAUUUUGAGAGAGCAUGGCACUGGUGAUAAUAUUCCAACUACAACGCUGAAUCACAAUCCGAUUCCGGAUGACCUUUACGACGCUAGUCCACCUCUCCCUAACCAAGGACUUACGUUGCUGUCUAGGACAACUCCAAAACCGUCACCCAUACAAACUAGCUUUGACAACACUCAAAUCCAUCCACAAAAUGCCCCGAUAUCAAACACCCAUCUGGCUCCAAAUGACCAUCUACAAAACAAACAGACUUCUUUCCCAGAAGAGAAAAUCCAUUAUAACAGUCAUUCGCAUUCACGAACGGGAAGUGAGACCAGGUAUCAUGAGAUGGAUGCUGAGCCCACGGUUACGAUGAGUGCGACAAGUUACCCGGGCCAAGAAUGGAAUCCCUAUGCCGGUUAUGAGGGCCUAGAUUGAACCCCCCCUCGCUCUGUAAAAUUUGACCGCUCCCUUCUUGUUGCUUUGUACAGUACACUUGCUUCUUUGUGUUUGUUUUGAGUCCGGGAUACGGAGUACUUGCAUCGUGAGGCAGGGUCCUCACAGUCGUUAUAUACAUGAAGCUUGCUAUUUUCAAUGUAUUUCAUGGCACGGGUUUACAUUACAUAGACAUGCUCUUGGCAAAAUGAUGUCAGUACAGUAGGUAGGUUUUUUCCCGGAAGACUUGGUCAUAAUCUGUAUCUCGCGAUUGCGUCGUUGCUUUGUUCCUGUGAGUAUACGAACUUUUUAAAUUUUUCUUCCUGGGGGUUAGCAAAACGGGACUUGAGUUUGUGACUAGCGGAGAUUUAGUGAGAAUCUUAUUUCAUGUCUUCACUUUCGGGCCUUUAUCUGUGUUGAUUGAUUGUGGUUGAGAGUCGAAGGUUUGUCAUGUGAGUGUUCUCUUGGUGUUCUUGUCGCUCUUUCGUAUGGUUUUAUAUGGUGGAGCUGAAUACGUCGGAUCCGUAUUAAAUACGUCGUAGACCAGAUGGCUCGUCCAUGCGAUACAGUACGCUCUGUCAAAGUGUUGUUG
This is a messenger RNA of Hymenoscyphus albidus, 5052 nucleotides long. NCBI's taxonomy places the organism in Eukaryota, Fungi, Ascomycota, Leotiomycetes, Helotiales, Helotiaceae. The record is from the annotation of a GenBank genome assembly.